AUGUUUAAUGGAGGCGAGCUCUCUCCAGCCCGGAGACCCAGCAGCUGCCCUCUCGCGGUGCUGGUGGUGCUGCAGUGGGUUGCCAUUGCUGGUGUUUGCGCUUUUGUCUAUUUUUACGUCAACCUACAAAAGGAGCACAUCGAUAAACAAGUGGCCGUGCAGAUAAAGAACAUCACCGCGCCUUGUUGCCAGUUUGGUCUGACUGAACUCAGGAAUCAGGUGGCGGAAUCCGAUAAACCAGUGGCUCAUUUCACUGGACUCGCAGUUACAGGUGGUCAGAACAUUUCGCGACGCCUGCUAUUCGAGACCACGAGGGGCCAUGCCUUCAACACGUUAGGCAUGAAGUACGACCAGAAUGGCUACCUGGUGGUCCCCAGGAAAGGCUUGUAUUUUAUUUAUGCCCAAGUAACUUUCUACUGCUCGAGCCACUGCACUAAGCCCCCUCACCAGUUCUCCGCCUGCAUCCACAAGAGGACCAGACACUACCCCGAGCCAGAGGUGCUGCUGAAAAGCCAUGUCAGGCCACCUACCGACACGGACGGCUAUCUGAGGUUCUCCACCUACCAGGCCGGUGUCUUCGAGCUGUUCAACAAUGACAGCCUUUACAUCGAAGUCUACAAAGACCCGGCCUUCAGGGUUUCGGUGCAUGAGCAUGAAACCUACUUCGGAGCCUUUCUGCUGUAG
Messenger RNA from Callorhinchus milii (elephant shark), 684 nucleotides. RefSeq names its product tumor necrosis factor ligand superfamily member 10-like (gene tnfsf31). The record is from RefSeq and is a predicted model, not a curated record. Lineage: Eukaryota; Metazoa; Chordata; Chondrichthyes; Chimaeriformes; Callorhinchidae. The transcript is spliced from 4 exons. Bases 1 to 684 code for a protein of 227 amino acids. Gene Ontology annotation, cellular component: membrane. Gene Ontology annotation, molecular function: tumor necrosis factor receptor binding. Gene Ontology annotation, biological process: immune response.